This is a messenger RNA of Lagopus muta (rock ptarmigan), 1250 nucleotides long. RefSeq names its product FA complementation group L (gene FANCL). The transcript is spliced from 14 exons. NCBI's taxonomy places the organism in Eukaryota, Metazoa, Chordata, Aves, Galliformes, Phasianidae. Bases 52 to 1173 code for a protein of 373 amino acids. The record is from RefSeq and is a predicted model, not a curated record. Gene Ontology annotation, biological process: interstrand cross-link repair; protein monoubiquitination. Gene Ontology annotation, molecular function: ubiquitin protein ligase activity. Gene Ontology annotation, cellular component: nucleus; Fanconi anaemia nuclear complex.
GCGGGGCCUCGGCGCGGUUCGAACGGUGGCGGGCCGCGGACGCGCGGCGGCAUGGCUGCUCGGGGAUCUCUGUUCCGCCAGUGCCCGCUGCUGCUGCCUCAGAACGGCGAGGGGACGGCCUACGAGGGCUUCGUCAGCGCGCAGGGUAGAGACUUCCACAUCCGGAUACUUUUACCAACAGAUUCUCAACUGAAAAAUGCCAGGAUAGAGUGUGGCUGGCAGCUGAAGAAGAUCCUUCAUGGAUAUCGGCAUAUUUUGAAACAGAGGUUGCACAGUUGUCCAGAUCUUGUCAGUUUUGUGGUGGAGCUGAAAACUGUCUUGGAAAUUGCUUUGAAGAAUACACAAGAGCUGCAUGUACCAAGGCCACCAGAAUACUACUCCUGUCUUGUCAGAGAUCUAGAAAUAUUGGGUUGGAAUAAAGUCGCGUAUGUGGACGCUGGGCUCACCACAAUCAAGCUGAAGGCUGAGGACUCUCGUGGUCGACAGCAUCUGGUCACGCUGAAGUUAAACGCAAAGUAUCCUACUGAGCCACCAGACUGCAUUGUGGAUUUUCCUGUUCAGUUUGCCAUUUCCUGGAUGCCACAGGACUCCUUAGUAACCAUCCACAAUCAGUUCCUGGCAGUGCUGGAAUCGCUGAAAGAGUUCUGGGACACCAUGGAUGAAAUUGAUGGGAAGACGUGGGUACUGGAGCCAGAAAAUCCAGCCAGGGGUGCUACAGCAAGGAGGAUCGCCAUAGGGAGCAAUGUGUCUGUGAACGUAGAGGUGGAUCCCAGGCAUCCAAAGAUGCUCCCUGAGUGUUACUUCCUUGGAGCAGAUCAUGUGGUUAACCCUUUGAGAACUAAGCUGAACAACAACAUGCACUUGUGGGAUCCAGAAAUUAGUUUACUACAAAACUUGAAAGACCUCUUAGAAAUUGAUUUUCCAUCUCGUGCCGUGUUAGAAAAAAGUGAUUUCACCAAGGACUGUGGAAUCUGCUAUGCCUACCGCCUCAACGGCGCCGUGCCAGAUCAAGUGUGCGACGAGCCCCGAUGCGGACAGCCUUUUCAUCAGGCUUGCCUGUAUGAGUGGCUACAAGGUCUUCCUUCCAGCAGACAGAGCUUUAAUGUCAUCUUUGGUGAAUGUCCAUAUUGUAACAAGCCCCUGACAUUGAAAUCUUCCAUGAAGAAACCUUGAGGAAAAGCACCACGAGGGGAACGUCGGCACACUUGCACUGAAGGCAAUGAAACAGUGGCAUCAAAGAAAAUACAAGG